Messenger RNA from Haliotis rufescens (red abalone), 7826 nucleotides. Its product is annotated as mannosyl-oligosaccharide glucosidase-like. Gene Ontology annotation, biological process: protein N-linked glycosylation; oligosaccharide metabolic process. The transcript is spliced from 3 exons. The record is from RefSeq and is a predicted model, not a curated record. Gene Ontology annotation, cellular component: endoplasmic reticulum membrane. Gene Ontology annotation, molecular function: Glc3Man9GlcNAc2 oligosaccharide glucosidase activity. NCBI's taxonomy places the organism in Eukaryota, Metazoa, Mollusca, Gastropoda, Lepetellida, Haliotidae. The coding region runs from base 111 to 2564 and encodes 817 amino acids.
UCUGCUACUUCCGGUUUAUGGCGUCGGUGUCCACGUUGCUGUGUUUGUGUGUAAAUACGAUGCAUUUCCAAAUGUCUAUGCAUUAAUCAUCUAUUACAUAAUUGUCAACAAUGUCUAAGGAAGUCAGGCGUCGGAGCCGACCACGUGACGGCCUCGGACCGUCCAAAUCUUACAGCAGACCGUCUCAAAAAUCUUCCAAAACCCCAGGAGGCCUCUUGACCAAAUUGGCAAUAUCUGCUGUGGCCGCCGGCGUGGUGCUAGUUAUUGCAUAUAUGCGGUAUCAGACGUCACUGAAGUCAGCAGUGAAAACGCCACUGCAAUCACCGACAAUACUGGCAGAUAAUAGUUCCAGUGCUGCUGAAAACCCCGAUAGAUUUUGGGGGACUUACAGAUCGCACAUGUAUUUCGGGAUGAAGACGAGGAGCAAAGCAUCCCCUGUAGUUGGUCUGAUGUGGCUGACUCAGUUCACUGGGCAGAUGCCGCCACCGUUACGUCAUUGGUGUGACCAGGGUGACAGGCUACAGCGCUAUGGCUGGAUGCUGCAUGAUGGCGUCAACUUUGGUUCACAGGACAUCCAUGAUUCCACGUACAUGCUGAGGACUCAGUUUGUGAAGCGACCUGGAGGUCAGCAUGGAGGGGACUGGUCAGCCAGAGUCAAAGCAGUUCCAUAUAACCCAAACAAACCUGCAACAGUAUCUCUAAUGUUCUACAUGGCCCUGGACGGCCAAGGUCAACUUGCGCCACAACUGACCAAGAAGCGCCUCUCAUCAAUCAAGGGAUACUCAGAGGAGCUUGGUCAUUUUGAGCUGAAGUUCCCCAAGAACACAGCAACAGGGGCCAGAAACAGUCAUCUGAUCAGCCACUCCCCUCAACUGGACAAGCUGAAGGACGUCCUCAUGGCCUCAAUGGCCGUGGAUGCUUGGGACAAGAAGAGGACUCUGCCAUAUUUUGUACUAAAUGGUCGAGCCAUCCCAAGUGACCAGCCCACAAACUUUGUUGUGCACCAGGUCACUGCAACUCUCCCAUUUGAGAUGGAGGUUGUCUUUGAGUCUGGCAGUGUCACCAACAGACGUGACACUUUGGCUGGAAAUGUGUUUGAAAAUGCCUUGCAAAACCAUGUGAGUUCCUUCAAUGAACGUUUCUUGAAAACAUUUCCCCUCAAAGAGAGAGGGUACUCUGUCAAUGAAAUUAACUUCGCAAAAGCAGCUUUUAGUAACAUGGUAGGCAGCAUUGGUUAUUUCUAUGGAUCGUCACUUGUUCAGUCAAUUUACAACGAAGAACCUGUUGAAUAUUGGCAAACCCCUCUGUACACCGGAGUCCCUUCACGACCAUUCUUUCCAAGAGGGUUUCUGUGGGAUGAAGGCUUUCACAACCUCCUCAUCAGCCAAUGGGAUCCCUCCAUCUCCAAAGACAUCAUUGCUCAUUGGCUUGAUACCAUGAAUAUUGAGGGCUGGAUUCCUCGUGAGCAGAUUCUUGGUGUUGAGGCUCGGGCAAAGGUUCCAGGAGAAUUUGUUGUACAAAGAAACAAAAAUGCAAAUCCGCCAACAUUUUUCCUGCCUCUUCAGCGACUUAUCAAAGACAUGAUCAAGAGCAACACACUCAAAGACAGAACAUUCCUCAGCGCCCUCUAUCCACGAUUAAAGGCCUGGUACUCGUGGUACAACUCAAGUCAAGUUGGAAAAGAUCCUUCAUCUUAUCGCUGGCGGGGGAGAGAUGCAACUGCUGUUAAGCAACUCAAUCCCCUGACCUUGACCUCUGGUCUUGAUGACUACCCACGAUCCUCUCACCCAACUGAUGACGAGCGACAUGUGGAUCUACGAUGUUGGCUUGCUCUAGCUUCAGGUGUUAUGGCUGACAUUGCACGCUCAUUGGCCAAAGAUUGGGAAGAAUAUGACCGCACUCACAAACUGUUGACCGACAAUGACCUCCUGGACAAGCUCCAUUGGUCCGAACAAGGUCAGCAGUACAGUGACUAUGGUUUUCAUACCGACCGGGUCAAGUUGGAACGGCCAAAGCCUCAGUUAAAUCUCCAACCUGGGCAACGACCUCCACCAAUGAACCAAGACAAAAUCCGGGUCACUCAGGAGGAACCGAAAAACCAGUUCGUCAACAUUUUCGGAUAUGUCAGUCUGUUUCCUUUUCUUUUAAAAAUCGUGGAACCCGAUUCACCCAAACUGUACAAGAUUCUCAACGAUCUCAAAAAUCCAUCCCUGCUGUGGACGGACUAUGGUUUACGGUCACUGUCACAGAGUGCAAAACUGUACAACCGAUACAAUACUGAACACGAUCCUCCAUACUGGAGAGGCGCCAUCUGGAUCAACAUGAACUACUUAGCCCUUGGCGCCUUAGACUUUUAUUCCAGAAGUAGAGGACCUUACCAAAAUUUGGCUGCGUCUAUAUACAAGGAUUUGAGAAAAAAUAUUGUUGAUAAUCUGAUGACUAAUUAUGAAAAAACAGGAUAUAUAUGGGAAAAUUAUAGUGACAAAACUGGAGAGGGCAAAGGCAGCCACCCAUUUACAGGGUGGUCAGCUCUAGUAGUAUUGAUAAUGGGGGAGAGAUAUUGAAAUGGUCAUCAUUGAAGGGGGUUGGCAGUCAGGGGUAAGGGUGGCGGGGGGAUGGGCCAUGUCCCUUAGACAUGCAAGAGACCUGUGAUCUUGAGUUCCGACGCUCUAGGUUUCAUUGAACUUUUAAAUGUCUGAGAUUUGCAUCACAUUCCUCCCACGUCAGACUGAAACACCAUGAUGUGACUCAAAUACUGUUAACCCCACAUUCACCCAAUUGGCAGUCCCACUUUGGGCUAAAAGAAUAAUAGUCUUGGUUCUCAGGCACUGCCUGCAUCAUCAUAAACUCUGCAGCAUGUUUCAUUUUUAUUUCCAUUUUCAAAAAAUCAAAAAAUCCUAAUACUUAAAAACAAUGUGAUCCAAUAUAGAUCACAGUUACUUCCCUUUACAUAUGCACACUUUUUUACUGCACAUCUUGUGUUAUGGUCAAGGUGGCGAUAGGAGUUUGUAUGCUUGUUUAUGUAGGGAGGCCCUUCGCCAGGUUGGUGGUACACAAUUGUUUAUUUGGUUACAUACUAGUUUGAACAAGCAAAAAAGAAAAAACACACCACCCACUAUAUAUUUUCAAAAGUCAUUGCCUGAAAACCAAUUCUUUUAUUUUUUUAAGCUUAAGUUUGAAUCAGGUUGUUAAUACAAAUACAAAUAUGAUGUGUUUUUUUCAAGGCACAUCACACUCAAAUCAUAAAUAACUACUAUUCUAAUCUUUUUUUUCAAAUUCCGAAAUGUGCAGUGUAAAUCCUGUUAGGUAGGCAGAUCAUGUACUGUUGCAUUGUUCAUCAACCCCAACGACUCAACCUCGGUUAAACCGCUGUUCGUCUAUUAUCAAUGCUCAUCAAUUAUUUGGACCCCAAAGCUAGUAUUGUAACGAGGGAUCACUGUACAACACCUGAACAUGUCUGCGAACUCAAGUUUAAUGAUUCAGAUUACCGUAUUCGUCGUAAUAAGCGCUCCGCUCUAAUAAGCGUCCAUGGCGAUAUUUGCUAAUAUUUUGGCUAGUGAACAAUCCCAAUUAGCACCCUUUCCAAUUGAUCAAUGUACACAAGACUUAUUUAUUCGUGUAUAAUAUGCCCUCGUGUGUUAUAUGCACCCUUAAUUAUGGGCAAUUAAAUUAUCUAAAAUAUAUCUACCGGGUAUCGUGUAUAAUACACGCAGAUUCUUCUUUUAUAUCAUUUCAGGCUGUCAGCAUAAACCACAAAAUUUGCAAUCUUUCAACUCUGCUUUUUUUUCACUAAAAUUAUAUUCUAAUAAGAACCCCCUAUUUCUAAUUUUGAGAGCGCCCUGGGCGCUUAUUACGUCGAAUACGGUAAUCUCACUUUCAGACCUCAGUGUUUUUCACGACACAGAAAUUUUCAUCCGGUACACACAAAUGUAUAGAGAUAACAAGUGAAGGUAAAACCCUAAGGUCCUGACACAAACAUAUCUGUAAACUCCCAUGCAAGUCUACUGUACUUCCGUCUGGAUUUCUUCAGUUUCAGAAAGACAAGGAGAUUCUCUGGGAUCACUUAUAUUAUAUAUUAAGAGACUUUUAAUUACAAAAUUCUUUUCUUUUCAGAGUCUUAAUGUUGGUCAAGAUCCAGAUCAAUCUAGAAAUAAACGUUUACUUUUAAUUUGUCAUAAAAUACAUCUCAAGUUCUCACCUAAAAACUGUAAAUGGACUUUGAUGCAUAGUCUUCCCAUAGAUUUUACGGAAAUGUCCUUGAACUGAUGUUGGUUUCAGAAUUAGGGCUCUCUUGAUUGGUCCGCCUGUUGACAAAAUUUUGUUCACGGAUAUUUUUUUGUCAAGCUUAAAUAUACAUUCAUUAUCAUUUUUUGUAUUGGAUAAGCUUGUCAAACUUGUAGCAGUUAUGUGAAACAGUUUUAUCCCCUGCCACGGAGUAGGACGGGGAUAUCGGUUAGACCUCCAUCCUUCUGUCCAUUGACUUAAAUGGGGACAACUCUUUUGAGACACCGCUGUUGAAACAAGGAUGGAAUUUUCCAUACAUCAUUAAGAGAUAAAUAUGUUGAUGUAGUUAGAAACCCGUCAUUGGUUUUUUCAUGGUUAUGGCCCUUGUUUGAUUUUCUUAACAAGGUCCCAGUGUCAAAAUGGGGUCAAGUCUUCUUUGAAACACUAGGAUAAUAUUUUUCAUACAGCAUUAUGGGAUACCUAUCCAGAUCAAGUUCGAAACCCAGCCAUCAUAAUCAAUAUUGUACAGAGUUAUGGCCCUUGCUUUGUUUUUGGACAUGGUGGACUGAACCCUAAAUUGGAUACACUUUUUUGGAAACCACUCGAAUAAUGGAUGGAAGAGUUUUUAAAUGAAUACUUUGAUCAGAAAUACGCCCAAAUGAAUAGUUUGUUGGCAGAAGUGAAAUUUUUUUAUAGGUUGUUUUGUGGAAAAUACCCAACGUCAUAUUAUGUGUGUUAAUAAUGAAAGUGAAAAGUGUUUGAUGGUGGUCAGUAAAUAACAAGACAGCUGGGGAAACAUCAAAUGGAUGUUCCCUUAUUCAGACAACCACUCUCACCAUGCUAUGCUUGUCGUAAGAGGCGACUUAAGGGAUCAGCUGGUCAGACUCGCUGACUUGGUUGAUGCAUGUCAUCGUAUCCCAGUUGCCUGGAAUGAUGCUCGUGAUGUCAAUCACUCAUUUAUUUACAGACCACCGUCAUAUAGCUGGAAUAUUGCUGAGUGCAGCAUUAAACAACAAACAAACUAUUUGAUAUAAUUCAAUAUCAGGUUAUUACUUAUUAUCAUAAUUUUUUGUCAUUAUCAUGAUUAAGAUUGUCACAAAUUGUCGUCAUGGUUAUUCAGUGUUUGAUGUUUCCUCGUUUACCAAUUUUCAUUCUCAGUGUCAGUACAGAAAAUAUUGUUAAAUUCUUUUUAUGUUUGGUCAUAAUAUUCCAGGUUGUAGCAGGAUCACUCAGGGUACAUGGGGUUUUAUGCGUCCCGCGUUAGCUUUUAUACCUCUUACUGACAUGUUUAUAUGUGACAUUGCAAAAGAAUUAACACAAAUUCAAAAUUGAUUGAUAGAAAACCAUUGCCGUAGCGAGCCGGAGGGGCAGGGUAGGCAGUUUUGGGGACAAGUGAUACUUGUACAAGUUGCCCCCCCUGUCAAAAAUAAUUAUCUACGGCCUUGAAAACAGCUGUUCGAUUGAGCUGAGGUUAUCUUGUGCUGUGUCACGCUCGGGGGGUGGGAAGUGUGCAGUUCUUUGCAUUGAAACCGGGUAUAAGGGGUUAAUUCUGCCUCUCAAAUAUCCAUGUGCAGCCUGCAUUGCUCUUGGCAGGGUAUAAGAGAUUCAUUCCCCGCUGAGAAAUUUAUUACCCUCCAAGGUGGGUUACACAGUAUUUUAUCAAGAUCACGUGGACCAAUCAGAUCUCAUCAUUCUGACAUGGAGGUAUCAUAAAUCAUGUUAUGUGUGCCAGAUUAUCAUGAAUAUGUGGUGUAAACUGAUGUUGAUUUUUGGAGGAUAAGAUACUGUUUCACACCACAUGUGUCAUACCAGGGUAGCCACGAUUCAUCGCAACACGACAAAUUUAACCUGACGAUAUGCUACACAGUAGAGCUACCCAUAUGUUGAUAAAUGUUUUAAUUCUUUUUGUUUUUUAGAAGCUAUUAUUUACUACAUUUUGUAAUGACUUGGCAUGAUAACUACUUAUUGUUAACUUGCAGCAUGUCAAGAGACAAAAUGCUAAAUCUGAUUGCAUAAAACAAUAAGAAUGAGUCAGUCAUAGAGAAUGUCACUCAAGAAUGGUAUUAAUUAAUUAUUAUGAUACGUGUUGUCUCAAGACUCAAGUGUGGCAACAUGUCUCAAUACAGCAUACAGUGUAUGGACAGUUUCUUUGGUCCUGUUCAAGUGGAGUACCCGGUAGUUUUUUUUUAUAGAAACUUUUUGAGGCUUGCAAUAAUGUGGCACCCCUAAUAUGUGUUUUAAAAGGUUUUCCUGAAUCCCUAGAUAGUAUUAAUCUUUGAGCAAGUAUCACUGUCAGGGAAUGAAAAUUAAGUUUAGUUAACCAGAGAGGAUUUAUGAUAUUGUUUUCAUAUCAUAUAUAUGUAAUACACCAGUUGUCAAACAAAUCCAUGUUGAAUGAUUCCUGUGUUCCAACCAUUAAUUAAAUAAAUAUAUUAUGCAGUGUAUACGUUAUAGUGGCAGAGACGUUUUUUGUCAUGUAAAGUCUAGAUGAAUUUAUUUCUAGUUUUACAGAUUAUUGGUACUAUGCCAAAGAUCAAGAAAAUAAAAUUACUUUUUAUGUUGCAGUUGGAUUUGGGGUUAAUUAGAUCUUGCAUAAAUAAAUAAAAACAAACAAACAAACAAACAAACAAACAAACAAACAAACAAAUAAAUAAAUAAAUAAAUAAAUAAACAAACAAGCAUAUAAAGUUCAAAAUAAGCAUAUUUAAAUCCAAUAGAAUUUAUACAAAAAAAGGAAAUAUUUAAGCUGAACAAUUUACAAAAAGCUUUUCUGUAAGAAUUAUAUUCCUGGGCCAAAAAGGUACAUUUUUCAAGUUACUGUGUUUGCAUAUUAACCUGUCAGUUCUUCCAAACUGUGUCACUGUUGAUGUAUGUAUGUGUACAUGUCAAAGAUUAUCUGUGUCAAUGAUGAUCAGGUCCACAUGGAAUUGGUUCUAUCCGGAACAAAUAUUGCCAGUGUAAAUGUACCAUCGAAAGAUUGUCAUAGGAAAAACUGUUCCAUGGGAAUAAUUGCCCUUGAGAAAAUAGUACUAAAGAGUGUCUGUUCCUGUAGUGAAAUUGUUCCUUUGUAUUGUAUGAUGUAUUGAUCAUGACUUCAGCAUGACUUCAGCAUGACUUCAGCAUGACUUCAGCAUAAUGCUACUUAUAACAAGAGGUGUAGAAUGCCUCCGAAGUCGGAGUUUGCCUCGCAGCCAUAACUUCACAGGUGACUGCAAAUGGUCAUGGAUUUGUAUUGGAAUGACAUAUAGCAAUACAGGGUAUAGCUUUAAGAUAAGAUGUUGCAGCUUAAGAACAUUUUGCACGGCCAAGUUCCAGUUUCAGAAUUCGGGAUUUGAGUUCUGCUGGUAUUUCUCAAAUUCCUUGAUGCGACACUGCCAAUUAAUUGUAUCAGAAUAUUGCACCGUUACCCCAUGUUGAUUUGAGAAGUUAUGUCCAUGUUCACAUGUACCUCAUUCAUACGUUGUUACUGGACUGGGUUACAUAAUUGAAUAUUCUGCGAAGAAGAAAUACAUCUUACUUAUUUUUGUAAACCUUUGUUGUUUAUUUCAAGAAGAUGUAUAUGUUGUCUUGCUUAACUUGAAUAAAUUGGCUGGCCAACACAA